Molecule: messenger RNA, 463 nt
Organism: Heterotrigona itama
Lineage: Eukaryota; Metazoa; Arthropoda; Insecta; Hymenoptera; Apidae
Source: the annotation of a GenBank genome assembly
AUGCAUGUAGGAAGUAUUUAUUCAAUUAAUAUUACCAUUGAAUUAUUAAAUCAAUAUUUCAAUUAUUGUUAUUACCUCGUGCAUCAUAUUAAUUUUAUUUUUAUUUAUUGCAUUAAUUUUAAUUUUAAUACUAAUAUUUAAUGGCGGAAAUGAACUGUUGCUUAGAUUGUAUACUAUUUUUCACUUCAACAUAUAUUUUCUUAUAUUUGAAUCUGAAUUUUGAACUUGUACAUUCUAUAAAUAUAAAAUCCAUAAUCCAAUCAAAUCCUUGUUAAUUUUUGCAGAGGUUCCAUACUCCCAAGAAAAUCGUGAAUUUUCCACAAGGUCUCUGGAAUUUUACAAACAAGUUGCCUGCCACGAUGAUCAGUUGACUUUGGAACAAAGAAAUAAAUCAGCGAGGUGUAGAGUUUCCAACCUCUUCACAUUAUCAACUACUAUUUCACCAGAACUCAUCAACGCUUGA